AUGGCGCUUAUACCUUCUCAGAUACUAAGAGUAGCGAUACUCUUAUCUUAUUUCUCCAUCAUCUGCAAUUACAAAGCCAUAGACAUGCCUGCACACCAGACAUACGGAGGCAGCUGGAAAUUUUUGACGUUCAUAGACUUGGUCAUCCAAGCUGUGUUCUUUGGUGUGUGUGUACUAACAGACAUCUCCAGCCUUUUGAUGAAGGGCACAGUCAGUGUGGAGCAGGAACGGCAGCUCCGGAAGCUGAUUGGUCUACGGGACUGGAUGAUGGCUGUUCUGGCUUUCCCUGUGGGAGUGUUUGUGGUGACUAUGUUCUGGACCCUGUACCUUUAUGAUAGAGACCUGGUGUAUCCAAGACUCUUGGACAAUGUUAUACCUCAGUGGCUGAACCAUGGAAUGCAUACAACAGUGCUACCUUUUAUCAUCAUUGAGAUGAGAACUACACAUCAUCUAUAUCCCAGCAGGCUGUGUGGACUCUUGGCUGUAUGCAGUUUUGCAGUAGGAUAUGUUCUAUGGAUGUGUUGGGUACAUAAUGUGACCGGGGUCUGGGUGUAUCCACUGCUGGAACACAUUGGCACCACAGCCAAAGUUUUCUUCUUCAUCUGCCUCACAGCACUUAUCAGCCUCUACUAUGUCAUGGGGGAAAUCCUCAACAACUAUAUCUGGGAUGCCUCAAAAAGUGCUGUAGAGUCCAGGAAGGAUAAAGGGGACUGAGUUAUUCACCAGUGCAAUUCAUUGAUCAUCUUAAGACUGUUCUCACAAUUCCACAUCCCUUUGUUUUGAGAGUAAAUCUGAACUGAACAUUAAAGCUGACA
This is a messenger RNA of Trichomycterus rosablanca, 815 nucleotides long. RefSeq names its product androgen-induced 1 (H. sapiens) (gene aig1). Bases 1 to 714 code for a protein of 237 amino acids. Gene Ontology annotation, cellular component: membrane; endomembrane system. Lineage: Eukaryota; Metazoa; Chordata; Actinopteri; Siluriformes; Trichomycteridae. The record is from RefSeq and is a predicted model, not a curated record. The transcript has 6 exons.